This is a messenger RNA of Liolophura sinensis, 3005 nucleotides long. RefSeq lists its product as uncharacterized. The transcript is spliced from 2 exons. NCBI's taxonomy places the organism in Eukaryota, Metazoa, Mollusca, Polyplacophora, Chitonida, Chitonidae. Gene Ontology annotation, biological process: protein phosphorylation. Gene Ontology annotation, molecular function: ATP binding; protein kinase activity. The record is from RefSeq and is a predicted model, not a curated record. Bases 341 to 1639 code for a protein of 432 amino acids.
GUCAAUUAUAUACCGGUAGUCACCUUUAAUAUUGUACACCAACGCAUACAGGUAAACGUCAGCUGGUCAACUAUAGCUAGCUCACGAGAUACUUGAAUGAAUGGUAUAUCUAGACUACGUACAUACUGACAAGCAGCCUUUGUAACCGGUGUUCCGUGACGGGCAUUUGUACUGAACCGAGUGAACCAGACUGUGACGUCACUUCAGUCAGGGUUGUGACGAUGCGAUGAACUGACUGACAGGCCCAGGCCUGUAAGGUCAUUCAGUCAGCUGUCAUCCGAGAGAAAGCACACGCCGAGCUUGCAGAUUUUACAUUAGGAGAGGGUUGAGAAACUGCGAAAUGACGCUGGAUUUUCCAUCCCGGUACACGUCGGUGGAGUACCCUUUUGGGUUCUACGUCCUCAACUACACAUCCCGUAUUCUCACGGCUCAAGACGAACGUUCGGGGAAUAAAGUCGACCUCCAGGUGGUUCCAGUCUACACCGACGACAUCGUGAGCAUGAGAAACAUCCUGUGUGAGUUGGAAACCAGAGGAAAACUCAAGCACAAAAAUUUACUCUCUUGGACGCACCUUUUCGCCUUCAAGAACGAGGAUAACCCAAUUCCUUCGCUGUGCCUGUCUUUCCCAUCAUCCUCUUUGACUCUGCUCGAUAUGAUCGGUUACUUUCCGGUGUGUCCAUGGCCCCUGACCCACGACAAGGUCGCCUGGAUGGGCUACCAACUGGUCUCUGUCCUGCAUUACCUACACUGCUGCAAACAGGUGGUGCUUCAUCUUCCACUCAGGAACAUCCACGUGUCCAUGGAUGGCAAGUACGACAUCCAGCUUCAGGACUUCGGCUGGAAAUACCCAUGUUUUAGGGACACCGUAGUUGAUGAUGAUUUAAGGCAGUGUCGCCGCUUCAGCUACAAGUGGAACGGAUUCAGCGUUCUGGCACCGGAAGUACUUGCACAUGCAUCAUCUAUUAGCACUUCCGCUGACAUGUGGAACUUUGGUUGUGUGUUAGCAAUGUUGCUAACGAGAGCCAGUCUGCUUGAAGAGUAUCCUAAACCCAUCCUCUGCUCCCCCGGCGAAGAGAGUAUGCGAAUGGCGGGCGAAUAUCUUGGAAAAGCCCCUGCAGAAUUCCUAUCGACGUUGCAGGAAGACAAGAAAUGUUUCUUCUCAAGUUCACGACCAUCUAAGAAACCACUAGACUCGUUGUUGUUACCGGAAGUCCACGAUAUUCCAACAGGUCCGGAGAAUUCUUCCUCGUCCACCAAAAACGCCAGUGAUUUGAUAGCACGUCUUUUAGCGUAUCCAUCAGAACGUAUGACGUCAGAGGAAGCGAUGUCACACCCUUACUUUGCGCCAUUCUUCUCUGAGACAGACGUUCGUGAGAAUAUAGACAACGCCAUUGACGUACCCGCCGUUCGGACGUCUGUGGACAACGUGGACGCGCAGGAGUGCGCUGUGAGAUUACACCGAAGCGUUGCCUUUCACGAACUCCAACAUCCCCUUGAACUUUACUCCCUACAAGAUAUUUGUAUACGGACCAUAGAGAGCUCACACUGCCUAGCUGGUGUUAAAAAAAUGAUCUAUCCUAGACCACUGGUAGAGAGAAUCGUUGAAGGCGCGGAGUCAUUAACAAGCAAAGGAAGUUGAUGAUUGUGUUUGCCUAGUGUUUUUAUAUCUUUCUUCAUACACAUAUACAGAAUCUCUCUCUGGCAAGAAAUGCUCAUUUUGUGAAUCUGCUGGCAUCUAACUGUGGUCUGUGAUGUAUUCCAUUCCCAUCUCUCUCAGGUUCUCCAUUUUGCUGGUGCUCUUUACGGACCAGUUAGCGAACAGUGUAUUCGUUGUAUAUAUUACAAAUACAUGCAUACAUGUGAAAUCCAUUCUUUAUUAAGCUCUCUGGUGUAUAUAGCACAUUCUUAAACAUAUUUUGACUAUCGCGUUAUACCCCUUACAUUGUUCAUUCUGAAAAGAAUCUCUAGCUGGCUGGGAAGACCACUACUACCAUCAGCUGGCAUAAACUCAGGGACUUGAAGUUUUUGAUGACCAUUUUAAACAACAUCAGAACAUCUGCCCACCCAACGUCUUUCACUAGUGAUAAAGUGGCACUAGUUAUUUGCAAAGUAUCUCUUAGCAAUAUUAGACUGUUCUUUGACCGAUGUAAUCAAAAUGGGUUAUCAUAUAUGUCUAUAUACAUACCGCUUGUAAAACAAGCAGUGAUAAAUUGUCAAGCAAUUAUUAUCAGUAAUCCUUUUAACCACUACUUUGGGGUGUUUUGCUAAAUGCCUCGAGUGUAUAUAGGAUUAGAACAAGCAAAAAAAUGUUAUAUCCUUUAUCUUAUCCACCCUUUCCUAAAGUUACGCCAGAACGAAUUUAGAGAUAUUGACUGAAUUCGAGCGUAAAUGUGCCUUGCCAUACCGGCUUUGCAUUGUUGGCUUCAUAUGUAUACAACGAAUAUAUAAAGUAAGCAGUGCUAUAUAGUGUAUGUAAAGAAAUUCAGGUGCCGUCCUCUUUGCCCCAGAGUAUACGUAUAUCCCCGCAUUUUAUGAAACGUCUUUUAAAGACUUCAGCUAAUCAUACAACGCUAUACUCGAGAGUUGUUGAGUAGUCCUGGUUAUUGAAUUACCACUCAGAUUUGUAUAAAGAAGGAGCAAUAUAAUUAUUUGGGAUUUAAAUGUUGAAGCAGAAAGUCACCCGACAUCUGUAUGUGAAUUCGUCGUGCCAUCCUCGAUUUUAGUCUUAGUUAAUUUAUUUAAUAAUCCCCAAGUGAAUUCGCCUCGCUACCUAAUGUCAGUCUUUAGCCGUAGUUAAAUAUAUAUAUGUUCCUAAAGUGAAUUCGUUGUGCCAUCUACGUCGGUCUUUAGCCUUAGUUAAUUCUGUAUAAUCCCCAAGUGAAUUCGUCGUGCCAUCCAAGAUGUAUUUAAAUUAUUAAUAUCCACCUGUAUGUGUAAAUAUUUUCAAUGAACUAUUUGGUUAAUUGUUUUCGUUUUUCUUUGAACAAUAAACAGAAAAUUUUUAU